ACCAAUAAAACUCAAAACUCAAUGGCAGGCAUGGGUGAGUCGGUGACAGGGAACAUAUCCCCAUUACAUUUUUGGUAGCAAGUGAUGAACGAGGGCAAGUAGGGAAUAUAUUCCAAACACCCUCACUCCACGUCCUCUUCAAGCUCUCUCCGCCUUUUCUUCAAGUUCUCCUCUCCCUGCUUAAGCUUAAGCUUAUGCUUAAGAAAGAAGAAAAUGGCGGCGGCCGCACCACCAUAUUCUCCGACUUCUCCUCCUUUCCCACUCUCCGAUGAUCACCUCAUUCACCCUCUCCUUCUUUACCUAUAAACCCCAAUUCUUCUCUCUGUCAUAAAUCAUAACUGGGUUUCUAUUUUCCUACCUGUAAAUUUUACGUAUGGGGGCAGGGCUGUCCGGGGGGCAUGCUGUACUGGCCGGAGACGGCGAAGAGAAAAGGCGGGCGGAGUCGGGUCUGGGCGACAUACCGGAGAGUUGCAUAGCGUCGGUUCUGAUGCACCUGGACCCGCCGGAGAUCUGCGGGGUGGCGAGGCUGAGCAGGACUUUUGGGGAGGCGGCGUCGGCGGAUUGCGUGUGGGAGUCGAAGCUGCCGUCCAAUUAUGAGGUGCUGCUGCAAAGAGUACUGGCGAUGGAUCAGUUGGAGACUACUACUGCAGAAAGCUUGGGAAAGAAGGAGAUUUACAAAAGAUUGUCCAGGCCUAAUCGCUUUGAUGGUGGCGCCAAGGAAGUAUGGCUGGAUAAGAGGAGUGGGAGGAUUUGCAUAGCCAUCUCAUGGAAGGCUUUGAGAAUAACGGGGAUUGAUGAUCGGAGAUACUGGAAUCAUCUUCCCUCUCAGGAAUCCAGAUUCCACACAAUUGCUUAUCUCCAACAAAUGUGGUGGUUGGAAGUAGAUGGAGAACUAGAAUUUGGGUUUCCUACAGGGAGUUAUAGCGUGUAUUUCAGGCUUCAUCUAGGCAAGGCCUCCCGAAGACUCGGUCGACGUGUGUGUAACCUUGAGAAUGUGCAUGGUUGGGACAUCAAGCCGGUGCGGUUCCAGCUAUUGACCUCUACUGGCCACCAUGCCAUUUCCCAGUGCUAUUUGCAAGACCCUGGGAACUGGGUUCACCACCAUGUGGGAGACUUCGUCGUGGAGAACCCGAACACGCUCACGAAGAUCCAGUUUUCGAUGACCCAGAUCGAUUGCACGCACACGAAAGGCGGUCUCUGCGUUGACUCGGUGCUGGUAUACCCAACUGAGUAUAGCUUGAAGGAUGGUUAAGCUAAGGCAGAUUUGUUUGCAGUCCUUAAUUAACCUUACUAGUAAUGUGCAGUAUAUGGGUACACAGAAAUGGGGAAGCUUUGAACAUUGAAAAGCGGCUUGGAUGGCCUUUUGUAGUUCUGUGGUUUAUUUAAUUUGUUCUCUGGCAUGAGAAGCCUUCGAUAAUUUGAAGCAAAAGGCAACUUAAUUUCAUGCAUGUUCUUUGUGAAAUCCCAUAUUCAUAUUUUCAAAAUAUUCAUUUGGGCACUGUUUUCUUUGU
Malania oleifera is the source of this 1511-nucleotide messenger RNA. Its product is annotated as F-box protein PP2-A13-like. Bases 374 to 1252 code for a protein of 292 amino acids. The transcript has 3 exons. Gene Ontology annotation, molecular function: protein binding. The record is from RefSeq and is a predicted model, not a curated record. Lineage: Eukaryota; Viridiplantae; Streptophyta; Magnoliopsida; Santalales; Ximeniaceae.